AGGCAAACAAAGCGGCGAGGUGUGCGCUGAACCAGGUUCACCGGGUUACCUGCAUACCUUCAGAAACAGUACAAGAACCAUCUUACUAACAGAAUGGUGACUACGUGUUGCGUAUUGGGAUGUGCUACUCGCGCGAAGACUGGAAGUGGCAUCGGUUUCUUUCGAUUCCCGAAGCAUGAUCCUGAACGACGCCAACAGUGGAUUCGCGCUGUUCGAAGGCGAAACUGGGAACCGACUGAGAACGACCGGGUUUGCGGCGAGCACUUCUUGCAGGGACAACCUUGUCACACGCACAAAAACCAUCCAGACUGGAUUCCCUCCCUGUUUUCUUUCACCCAACGGAACCGAGAGCUUGAAGCCCGGAACCUCAAGCGGUUUGAGAGGAGUCUGAAACGGCUGCGGCGUUUGGCUGUACGCACCACAAGCUCUCCUGCGCCCAACAGCGUACCAUCAAACAGCACCAGCAACUCAGAAUUUUCUUCAAAGCCUUCCAGUAUGCUUCCUGCCCAGGGCUACACUGUACGAGGCCACUUUCCAACUUCUGCUAUUCCUGGUAUGCCUACUCCAGCGUUCGUGGUCAACAGCGAUGGAAGUGUUGGAAGCACCUGCACCACAACAGUUAAGGGCCCCACUUUCUUGCUGUGCAGUGGCGCCGGAAUUCCGAGGCUUGUGAAUCAGGAGUCUGCAACCAACCAGGUUGUGAUUCUUCUCGGUCCGGGAGUGUCACCAACAGCCAUCGCACCAACUACGACUGUGAUGUCCAACAAUACUCCUAUUGUGCACCAUGUUGUGGGCAGCACACAGCUUGGGUCUUCAGGAUUGCAGAGGGUUGCACCAGCCUUGGAAGGCAGCGAGCAAGAAAGGGCAGCACCACAGAUCCGUGUCACCAAUGUCUGGAGCACAGCCUCAGACACAACCUUGUCUGCAACCGAGGAAGAGGAUGAGCGAGCAGUCGUGGUAGAAGGCAACACCAAUGAGCAAAUUUUGCCAACAACAGAAGGGAAUGCAGAGUGCCUGCCAGACCCGCUGGACACCGACCUGGAGAUGGCAGUGAGCGAAGAUGACGACAUGGAAGAUGCAAUCUCAAAGGGAACUGCGCCAACUCGUCAAAUAGAAUGUGCCACAAUGCCUUGGAACUCGUCAGAACAGAGGUGCGGCAGGGCCGAGCUGCCGAUGCCAGGCAGGGAGCAGCUGGAGACGGCAGGUGCGUUGGCAGAGACUUCGCCACGGCCACGGAUCGUGGAUGUCUGGAGCGCUGCCUCCGACUCCACCCUGACUGCAAGUGAAGGGGACACGGAAGCCACAGGCCCUGCGGUGCAUGGUUCUUCAACGUACAGCCUUGAUGAACCAGACUACAUCCUGCCUUGCACCGAGAUGCCAAACUAAGGUGGACUGAGGGCUACCAGCAAGGCAGUCAAAACAGUAGAGGACAUGGAGCCGAGCACAUCGUGCCAACAGCUUCAGUAAGAGAACAAACAACUUCAAGAAGAAGUGGCCAGGCUCGUAGCCAUUUCAAGAGCAGCACUUAAUUGGCUGAUGGAGCAAGCGAAUGCUAAUUGUGCCAGGAGCACAGACCUGUAUAUAUUGUACAUCAUGUAUAGUUUUCAUCAUUUUAAUGAAAUAAAAUGCUUUCUGUUUUGACCA
Molecule: messenger RNA, 1644 nt
Organism: Dermacentor andersoni
Lineage: Eukaryota; Metazoa; Arthropoda; Arachnida; Ixodida; Ixodidae
Molecular function (GO): sequence-specific DNA binding
Source: RefSeq, a predicted model, not a curated record